AUGACCAUUGUCAAGGACUAUGCCUGGUCUGAUUUACUAAAGGACACAGUUAUCACGGCUCAACAUGGUAAUGACGGCAACCGAAUUGUAGCAGCAACCAAGGCUUUGAAACAAGCAGCUCACCAAUUCGUCAAGGUGCUCAAUGAUCGUGCCCGGCUUUUCGCCGACAGUGCCCAGUUUGAUACAGCGAUACGUGAUGCAGCAGCUAUGAGGGCCCUAUUACCGAGAUCAGGGCUUGGAUACUUGUGUACAGGAGACGUGUAUUGUCAACAAAGACGCUAUGCAGCAGCCAUUUCCAUAUACGAUCAAGGGCUUAUAACAGUACCUAAAUCAGACGACUAUUACCAGCAACUCCAACAACAUCGAAAGGCAGCAAUAGCCAACAACAGCAAACGCGUGGAUUUUAUCAGCCGGUUGCCAUUGGAUAUCGUCAUCACCAACAUUCUACCCAGGGUAGAGAGCAAGUUCUAUUCAGAUUCGUUAUGCGACUAUCUGUAUGUAUCACGUACAUGGCAGAAGCGUUUCCUUCAGCAACCUAACGGCUUGAACUUUGAUUUUGGCCUAGAGAAGCAGACACUUGCGAAGAAUCACAAUCAACUUAUUCGGUUUGCACCCUAUGUACAGAGGUUGUCAGGCUUUAUCAUUUUUGCCAUACAGUUGGAUGAUCUUUUUUCUCGAGCACGGUUUUCAAAUCUAAAGGAGCUAGAUAUAAAUGGUUCUUUGGCAUCCGCUCGUCUUCCAUUCAUCAAUGGUCUUCGGCUGGUCGCUGAUACGCUGACACAUUUGUCCAUUAACGGGCACCCUUGUAUUCAGCUGCGUGACAUCCUGGAAACAUGUCCGAAUAUUGUAUCUCUCUUUGUAUCGGGUGUGGAUAUUGUUAUGCCUUCAUCGCCUUCAUCACGCUAUCCCAAGAUCACGUACCUAGCAAUUCACGACGUAUCCGAAACAGCUCGUGGUAAUGACAACAUGGUUGAUCUCCUCGGCCGGUUCCCUUCUUUAUUGUCCUUCGAGGUUUCACCAAUGCCCGACUCCAGCCUCUUGACGAUCCUACACGAGCAUUGCCCAUAUCUACAGGUCCUUUAUUUCGGUGGCAGAAAUUAUCGCCCAACGGAUGUUCGUCCCAAUGGAAGAAAAGGAAUCAUAUCAGCUCAUCUAAGAGAAGGAAGAAAUGAUGUCUAUAUGCAUAAUGACCUGAUCCAUUUCUUGCACUUGCAUCGAGAUUCAUUGGAAGAGCUUGAGUUUCGCGGCGACAUUGAUGAUGGCGACUCUUUUUGGAAAUUGGAGAAUGGAAAACGGCUGACCAAGGUUGAUUUUCGGGGUCCUGAAGAAUCUUAUUCCAGUGUUUUUCUCACAUGGUUGAUAUCGAACGCUCCUAAUAUGAAAACGAUCCAUAUCGGCGCCUGGUAUUUUCGACCCAACGUUGCAAACGCCAUGAUUCAGUUGAAACAUCUUUCCAAGAUCGAGGUCCUUCAAAAGUGGAGAAAUUAUGACGAUGAUGAAGACGAGGACGAGGACGAGGAUGAAGACGAUUGUGGAGGCAUCAUUCAGUUCUUGAAACAUCAUGUUGAAAUGGGACAUCAAUCAACGCUUGAAGAAUUGGUCAUGUUAAGAGGGACACCCGACGUAGCAUGGAUACCGUUAGCUCCGGAGUUAAAACGUCUCAAGAAGCUCAAAUUAAUCACUGACAGAAUUCCUGGCCGUUGCUUCCCACUCAUCAUAUCGAUAGGAAAAGGCUGUCCCGCUCUCGAAAAGUUAAUCCUUGGCUUGCCUAACUCGAUGGUAGCUGAUGGUCUUUUGAAGCCUUUGCGUGUACAUCCGAAUCUCGAAUGUCUUAAGAUUGGGACUGGAUCUUUAUCUGCCGAUGACGCUAUCGCCUUGUGUACAUUCAGAAAUUUGAAAAAACUCCAACUUGAGUGUCAUGUUUCAGAUGAUUUACUUGAGAUGUUGCAAGACCAUAUACAAACAAUCGAGAUGUAUCCUCGACGAUGGUAG
Messenger RNA from Lichtheimia ornata, 1992 nucleotides. RefSeq lists its product as uncharacterized. The record is from RefSeq and is a predicted model, not a curated record. Bases 1 to 1992 code for a protein of 663 amino acids. The transcript has 3 exons. NCBI's taxonomy places the organism in Eukaryota, Fungi, Mucoromycota, Mucoromycetes, Mucorales, Lichtheimiaceae. Gene Ontology annotation, molecular function: protein binding.